AUGAAUUAAAAGGAGCGUGUUUUUGUAGAGAGAAACAAUGAAUACGCUGAAAAUGAAUACUUUGUGGGUCAGAAGGAAUCGAGAUUUCACUCCAAUGAUUAAUAAAUAAAUAUUUAAGUAGAAUCAUAAUUAAGUACUCUAAGUUAUAUUUUUGAUUGGAUAACAAAUGUAAGAGUUUCAAUUUAUUAAAUAAGGAUCAAUUAUAGGAGCUACGAUCCCAAAUCCUUCACUAGAUAAAGUUAUUAGAUCAGAAUGUAAAAACUAAAUAUAUCACUACUGCAUUAUCGUAUAUUUUGAUAAAGAAUACCAGCGGUAUCAAUGAGACCGAGUGUAUACAGCAAUUACUUGUAAGAAUUUAGUUUAAUAUUGAUUAGAAUAAGUUUAAUGUGAAAUCAAGAAAAUUGUUGAAGUAUUUAAGAAUGAUUAAGGAUGAUAGUUAAAGAGAUAUGAAUAAGUUAUUACAACAGGUUUAGUACUAUCAAGAGAAAGUGAGGAAGUAUUUUUUUGGAUAAGGACAAUCUUUAUUGCUGAAAUUGAAGAAACCUAAAUAAACUUAUACUCAAUUGAUAGAAGAGAUUCUUGAGACUAACAAAUAAGUGAUGAUAAGGAUCUUCUCUUUGCAAUUAGUGAAAUAGUUUUGUGUGAGUAAACGACCAAGUCGAUUGGUGAUAAACUUGGGUUACUUUGCCUUUUAAAUCCAAUCAAUAUAUAUUUUGCCUGGAGAAUAUGCUAGAAUAUUUAGAAUAUCAAUCAAUUCUUUGCGUCAUUUUUCAAAAGGAUUAAUUAACUUACUAUAUCAAUUUGUAUUAAGAAUAACAGGCUAAGGAAUUGAAGCUUAAUUCAAGUCUUGCGAGAGAAGUCCUUAAAUUUCACAAACCAUUAUGAAUGAAGGAGAAUUUAAAAAAUCACCUGAAGAUACAAGCGUGUCAGAACCAAGCAUAGAAAUAGAAGGAUUUAAGUUGCUCAUCAUUAGAAAACUAAUUAAUGAAUUCAGCACAUAUUAAUUUCUAUUUGCUGACACUGAAGAAGAAGAUGAAUUAUUUAAUGAAUGUUAAGAGAUUUUGAACUUUUCAACAAAUGAUAACGUGUGA
Paramecium octaurelia is the source of this 1091-nucleotide messenger RNA. The record is from the annotation of a GenBank genome assembly. NCBI's taxonomy places the organism in Eukaryota, Ciliophora, Oligohymenophorea, Peniculida, Parameciidae.